UUGGUCGUUUGCGCGGCCGGAAGAGAGUCGACGACGAUGGCGCGAGGUGGCGCGUGGGCCGCGGCGGCGGCGGCGGCGGUGUGGUGGAUGGCGGCGGGGGCGGAUGCAGUGUGGCUGGAGAUUGCGCCGUCCGGGUCCAAGUGCGUGUCGGAGGAGAUCCAAUCCAACGUCGUCGUCAUCGGCGACUACUCCGUCCUCUACGAGCACCACCACGCCCACCCCACCGUCUCCGUCAAGGUUACAUCCCCUUUUGGAGACAUUGUGCAUAAGAAAGAAAAGGUUUCAAUGGACCGGUUUUCAUUCACCACAGCGGAAGCUGGAAACUACCUGGCUUGCUUUUGGAUUGAUGGAGAGGACAGGGGGUUAAUGGCGAAACUAAACCUUGAUUGGAAAAUUGGGAUUGCUGCUAAAGACUGGGAUUCUGUUGCUAAAAAGGAAAAGAUCGAGGGAGUUCAGCUAGAGAUGCUCAAGCUUGAAACAGCUGUUCAAUCAAUCCAUGAAAAUCUGCUUCUGCUCAAAUCCAAAGAAGCUAACAUGAGAGAUGUCAGUGAGAAGACGAAUGCUAGGAUCACGUGGUUGAGCUUGCUGUCUCUAAGCGUUUGCAUUGCGGUCUCUGUUUUGCAGUUGUGGCAUCUACAACAGUACUUCUGCAAAAAGAAGCUCAUCUAAGUGACGUUCGUAAUAUAGUCCUCUGCAAUAAGCGCACUGUUGUGUUUUACUUUGUGCAUGAGAUGUGAUGGUUUCUCCGUCACAAGCCAAGCAAAUUUGUAAAUAAACUGGUAACAUUUCAUAACCUGAAAUCCAAGUUCAGAUGGCACGAGACUGCUGUUUUUUAUGUUC
This is a messenger RNA of Setaria italica (foxtail millet), 840 nucleotides long. RefSeq names its product transmembrane emp24 domain-containing protein p24delta3. The record is from RefSeq and is a predicted model, not a curated record. Gene Ontology annotation, biological process: Golgi organization; intracellular protein transport; endoplasmic reticulum to Golgi vesicle-mediated transport. Gene Ontology annotation, cellular component: Golgi apparatus; endoplasmic reticulum; endoplasmic reticulum-Golgi intermediate compartment. Bases 37 to 669 code for a protein of 210 amino acids. The transcript is spliced from 4 exons. Lineage: Eukaryota; Viridiplantae; Streptophyta; Magnoliopsida; Poales; Poaceae.